AUGCGCGCAUUCCUCCCUGUCUCGUUCUUGCUCUUGGCCAACUUCGUGAACAUCCUCGCUGCCCCAGUGGUCGUAGAUGUUCGCGCGCCCGCCUCUCACCGGACCCCAGCUACUCGCCGCCUUGCGAAAGUGACGCGUUCUAUUGCUGGCGCUCGCGACUGCUCAACCGGUGUCUGUGCCCGCUUCAAGGCUGUCUCCAAACGCCAGACUGCUCGUUCACUUGCUGUCCCUCGUGUGCGUUAUGCGCGUCAAGAUGACGACGACUUCGACGAUGGAGAUAGCUUUGACGACUCCAGUUUCGACGAUACAGACGAUUCUGGAGACAGCUUUGAUGACACCGAUGACUCUGGAUUCGAUGAUUCAGACGACUCCGGAGACUCGUUUGACGACACAGCUGAUGCCACUGAUGAUUCGGAUGACACCAGCUUCGACUCUGGAGACUCGGACUCAUUUGAUGACGGAGCUGGUGGUGAUGAUUCCGGGGACUUUGACGAUGGAACUGGCCUUGACGAUGGAAGUGGAGAUGUCGAUGCUGGAGAUGCAGACGACUCUACCAGCGACUUCGAUUUUGGCAACGGAGACGAUGACGGCAGUGGAGAUUUUGACCUGGGAGAUGGUACAACAGACGACUCGACUGGGGAUUUGGAUGGAACGGACCUGAGUGAUGGCACUACAGACGACAAUGGUGAUUUUGGGGACAAUGCCGACGAGGAUGGGGACUCUCUGGACGGCAGCGACGAUCCUGACAGCGACACUGUUGACCCCGACAACACAGACCCUGAUAGUGUUGACCCUGACAGCACGGACCCCGACAGCACAGACCCCGACAGCACAGACCCUGAUAGCACAGACCCUGACUCCACAAGCUCCGCUGAAGACCCUACCAUCACUGGUCCUCCAGAUGGGCAAGACUCGAAUCCAGAUGAUGACGAUGAGGAUUCGUCUUCUAGCUCGGUUGACCCCGACUCAACGAGUACUGUUGAUGACGACUCGGCCGAUGCUACCUCGACUUCACCUGCUGCUGCUGCCCAAACUCCCGCGAAAGGUUCUUCGUCAAACAAGGGCUCUUCUGGUGCUGCCCCUUCCUCCAAUAAGGGAUCUGCCGCCCCUGCCUCCAACAAAGGUUCCGCCGCCGCUCCCCCACCAGCUAGCAAGGGAUCGUCUGCAGCUGCCCCACCCGCCCAAGCCCCUCCAUCUUCUAGCUCCUCUUCGUUAACUUGUGGAGGUGCCGUACCCAACGCUGCCACAAUCAACCUCAUCAAGAAUGCUGAAGGCUUUGUCCCUUCACCUGCCCCGGACCCGAUCGGCUUGCCUACUGUCGGUUUUGGCCACAAGUGCACGAGCAAAUCAUGCGCUAUCGCUGGCUUCUCCUUCCCUCUUUCCCAAGCCACCGCCUCGCAGCUGCUCACACAAGACCUCGGCCAAUUCGUCUCUUGCGUUAACAGCGCAGUCAGCAACAAAGUCACGCUUACCGACAACCAAGUCGGCGCACUUAGCUCGUUUGCGUUCAACCUCGGGUGUGGCACGCUCAAGUCGUCCACCCUGUUGAAGCGAUUAAACAAUGGCGAGGACCCUAACACCGUUGCAGCUGCUGAAAUUCCGCGCUUCAACAAAGCUGGUGGCAAGGUCCUUUCUGGGUUGGUUAAGCGUAGGGCCGCGGAAGUUGCUCUAUUCAAGACACCCUCAUCUGUCAAGGCUCACCCUUGCUAG
Molecule: messenger RNA, 1710 nt
Organism: Mycena indigotica
Lineage: Eukaryota; Fungi; Basidiomycota; Agaricomycetes; Agaricales; Mycenaceae
Product: Glycoside hydrolase family 24 protein
Exons: 2
Coding region: 1-1710 (569 amino acids)
Biological process (GO): peptidoglycan catabolic process; cell wall macromolecule catabolic process
Molecular function (GO): lysozyme activity
Source: RefSeq, a predicted model, not a curated record